UCAGAUUUCCUGUGCGCACCUGGUCGGGCUCUCCCACACGCACAUGAACACACGCCUGGUGCUGGGGACGAUGCUGCCGUGCGAGUAGGCAGGUGGAUAAGAAGCAGAUCUACUGAGGACAGAGGAGGCGAGGCGAGGAGGAGACGCAGGACCAACAGAGAGGAAAACACACGGGAGGCGUCGUGAAAAGACACUUUCGGGACUGAUCGCUGACGGAUGAAUCGUAAUCGUUGGAAUUAUGGGGAGACGCGUGCAUGUGUGCCCGAGUUCACACUCCUGAUCCUACACAGGCUCCAUAGACGCUUUUUAAAAGCAACAGGGGGAUGCGGGGCCUCGGCGCCGAAGGAUGGCGGAGAUGGACGCCUCGGUUCCGUCUCGUCAUCUUCUGGCUCCUGCUGCUGGCGGCCGCCGCGCCCAGAGCCGGGGGCUUUUUCCUGGGGGACACUAAGGCGGUGUUAAACGGCUGCGAGGAGCACUGGACCCUGCAGGACAGCGGCGCCGUGCCGUCCCUCUCUCAGAUGACUUUGUGCGUCGACGUCCGGGCGGUCGUCCCCGGGGCCUGGGUGGCGUUCUCCUACAGCUCGGCCCACGCGCCGAGCCCCGAGCUGGGUCUGGAGGGAGAUGACGAGGCCCUCUACGGGUGGCUGCUGAGGGUCCGGCACCGGUUUCCCAUCCGACUGUCCCCGGGACACUGGCACAGGGUUUGUCUGAGGAGGGACGUGCAUCGCAACUCCUUCAGCCUGGAGGUCAACGGGACACUGGUGGCCGCGAGGUCGGUCUUCGCUCAGGCCGCGCCCCCCAGCGGCUCCCUGUGGCUGGGCUGCAGCCCCAGGGGGCGGCCCCCGGGAGCCGUGCUCGGGCGGGUGGAGCUCUACCUGUUCCGCGUGUGGGCCGACCUGGAGCCCCGCGGCCCCUGCGAGGACGGCACCGUGGUUGGCUGGAGUGCCCGGUACUGGGCCGUAACCAGUCCCGCGGCCCUUCAGAGGGACCCCAGCCUUCUGUGCGGUGAGGCGGACAAACAGGAGCUCUUCCUCGUCUCUCCCGUAGCGCUGGGAGGAGGCUUUUUCUAG
Pungitius pungitius (ninespine stickleback) is the source of this 1070-nucleotide messenger RNA. Its product is annotated as adhesion G-protein coupled receptor G4. Lineage: Eukaryota; Metazoa; Chordata; Actinopteri; Perciformes; Gasterosteidae. The record is from RefSeq and is a predicted model, not a curated record. The transcript has 4 exons. The coding region runs from base 324 to 1070 and encodes 248 amino acids.